UCAGUGUGUGAAGAUGACUUUGACCAGCAGGAUGCAGAGGUGGUCUGUAGGGAGCUUGGCUGUGGGGCUCCUUCAGUCCUCCAGGGGCGCUCUACGGAGAAGUGGAGGCUCCGAUGAGGACCAAAGAGUUCCAGUGUGGAGGCCAUGAGUCUGCUCUCCUGGACUGUAGAAGCUCAGGCACAGAUAGAAACACCUGCUCACCUGGAAAAGCUGUUGGACUCACCUGCUCAGACUCUGUCAGGCUGGUGAAUGGGACCAGUAUGUGCUCAGGCAGACUGGAGGUGAAGAAUAACCAGUCUUCCCAGCGCUGGUCCUCAGUGUGUGAAGAUGACAUUGACCAGCAGGAUGCAGAGGUGGUCUGUAGGGAGCUUGACUGUGAGGCUCCUUCAGUCCUCCAGGGGGCGCUCUACGGAGAAGUGGAGGCUCCAAUGAGGACCAAAGAGUUCCAGUGUGGAGGCCAUGAGUCUGCUCUCCUGGACUGUAGAAGCUCAGGCUCAGAUAGAAACACCUGCUCACCUGGAAAAGCUGUUGGACUCACCUGCUCAGAGCCUAAUGCUGUUAGGUUGGUGGGAGGAGCCAGUCGCUGUGCAGGAACACUGGAGGUGAAACAUCUGGGAGAAUGGAGACCAGUGAAUUACUAUGACUUUGACUGGACCCUGAAGACAUCAGAUGCUGCCUGCAGAGAGUUAGACUGUGGCUCUGCUGUUUCUGUAAGAGAGAGAGAAAAGUUUUCACACAUAUCUGUGUGGAGGAUCAGCAAUUUCUGUGUUAAGUCUGGAUCUGCCCUGAGGAAGUGUGCAAUACCAUAUUACUCUUCCUCCAUCCUGAAUCUCACCUGCUCAGACUCUGGUCUCUGGCUGGUGAAUGGGACCAGUCUGUGUUCAGGCAGACUGGAGGUGAAGACUAACCAGUCUACCCAGCGCUGGUCCUCAGUGUGUGAAGAUGACUUUGACCAGCAGGAUGCAGAGGUGGUCUGUAGGGAGCUUGGCUGUGGGGCUCCUUCAGUCCUCGAGGGGGCGCUCUACGAAGAAGUGGAGGCUCCGAUGAGGACCAAAGAGUUCCAGUGUGGAGGCCAUGAGUCUGCUCUCCUGGACUGUAGAAGCUCAGGCUCAGAUAGAAACACAUGCUUACCUGGAAAAACUGUUGGACUCACCUGCUCAGAGCCUGUUAGGUUGGUGGGAGGAGCCAGUCUCUGUGCAGGAACACUGGAGCUGAAACGUCAGGGAGAAUGGAAACCAGUUAUAAACGUUAUAAUCUAGUCAUGUUAUGAUGGGAAGUGGAAGUGACUAUGCUCUUCUUCUCCGUUUUUGGUGAAUUUCUG
Molecule: messenger RNA, 1321 nt
Organism: Perca fluviatilis (European perch)
Lineage: Eukaryota; Metazoa; Chordata; Actinopteri; Perciformes; Percidae
Product: scavenger receptor cysteine-rich type 1 protein M130-like
Exons: 5
Coding region: 114-1259 (381 amino acids)
Cellular component (GO): membrane
Source: RefSeq, a predicted model, not a curated record